This is a messenger RNA of Epinephelus fuscoguttatus (brown-marbled grouper), 3097 nucleotides long. Its product is annotated as aryl hydrocarbon receptor-like. Gene Ontology annotation, cellular component: aryl hydrocarbon receptor complex; nucleus. The transcript is spliced from 11 exons. Gene Ontology annotation, biological process: regulation of transcription by RNA polymerase II. NCBI's taxonomy places the organism in Eukaryota, Metazoa, Chordata, Actinopteri, Perciformes, Serranidae. Bases 77 to 2989 code for a protein of 970 amino acids. The record is from RefSeq and is a predicted model, not a curated record. Gene Ontology annotation, molecular function: transcription cis-regulatory region binding; nuclear receptor activity; protein dimerization activity.
GGCUUACAUGUAGCGGAGACAGAAGCUCUGUGUAUUUCUGAGGGAUUCAUCAGAGGCUUAUAUAAGAAGAUCCGUCAUGUAUGCAGGACGCAAGAGGAGAAAACCGGUGCAGAGAGCGGUGAAGCAGGCACCGGCUGAAGGGGCCAAGUCCAACCCGUCCAAACGGCACAGAGACCGGUUGAACGGGGAGCUGGAGCGGUUGGCCAGCCUGCUGCCUUUCCCUGAGGAGGUCACCGCCAGUCUGGACAAACUCUCCAUCCUCCGCCUGAGUGUCAGCUACCUGCGAGCCAAGAACUUCUUCUCUGUCGCACUGAAUGGAGUGACUCCAGCCGGUGGGAACGAUGACGACAGCAAAACAGCGGGAGCCGUGGAGACCAAGAUUCCUGAAGGCGAGCUGUUGCUGCAGGCUCUCAACGGGUUUGUCAUGGUCGUCACAGCCAGCGGGACCAUCUUCUACUCCUCUCACACCAUCCAGGACUACCUGGGCUUCCACCAGACGGAUGUCAUGCACCAGAGUGUGUAUGAACUGGUCCACACAGAGGACCAGCAGGAGCUCAGGAGAAACUUGCACUGGGCUUUGAAUCCUCCCCCUGCUUCUGCACCUGCCAUCACCCAGGACUCCCCCCAAGAGAUGGAACCAGACAGCAGCUCAUCUGUGGUCACCUACAACCCUGAACAGCUUCCCCCAGAGAACUCAUCCUUCCUGGAGAGGAGCUUUGUGUGUCGCUUUCGCUGCCUACUGGACAACUCCUCUGGCUUUCUGGCUUUGAACAUCCAGGGCAGACUUAAGUUUCUGCACGGACAGAACCAGCGGCAAGAAAACGGAGGAAAGGCCCCGUCUCAGCUCGCCCUGUUCGCCAUCGCGACUCCUCUGCAGCCCCCGUCCAUCCUGGAGAUCAGGACCAAGAACAUGAUCUUCAGAACUAAACACAAGCUGGACUUCACGCCGCUGGCCUGUGACGCAAAGGGGAAGAUCGUGCUGGGGUACACAGAGGCUGAACUGCGGGUACGAGGAUCCGGGUAUCAGUUCAUCCAUGCAGCAGAUAUGUUGUACUGUGCAGAGAACCACGUCAGAAUGAUGAAGACUGGAGAAAGUGGUCUGACUGUGUUCAGGCUCCUCACAAAGGAGAACCGCUGGAAAUGGGUCCAGGCCAACGCCAGGCUGGUGUACAAGAACGGCAAACCAGACUACAUCAUCGCCACCCAGAGGCCCCUCCUGGACGAAGAGGGAGGAGAACACUUGCGUAAGCGCUCCAUGCAUCUACCCUUUACCUAUGCCACAGGUGAGGCCCUGCUCUACCAGUCUAACCAUCCCAUAGCAGCCUUCAGAGAUGGAAGUCAUGAGAAAAAUGGCAGUAAGUCAAAGAAGAGCCGGACUGAAAGGCUAGUGAGGGAUGGUCUGGACCCCGGCUCUCUUCUAGGGGCGCUCAUGAGCCAGGACGAGUCGGUGUAUGUUUGCCAGCCCGCUCUGGAGCCUAAAAUGUCGUUCCAUAGCUUCUUUGGAGACCAGAUGGGCUUCUCUGACUCUGAGCCCUCCAGCAUGCACAGGAGCUGGGACGAGCCGAGUAAUGGCGUGCUGGGUGCAGGCGUUACAGAGCCCAGCACCAGCUUUGACCCUCUGCUGGCUACGUUAGACUCCCUCUCCCUGGAAGGCCAUGGGGUUGUGGAUGCAGAAGAGAGUGGGUGUUCAAACGGCGAGCUGUUUGGGGCUCUGGAGGGGCUGGGGCUGAGUGCUGAGGACCUGGAGCUGCUGCUGCUGGAUGAGCGGAUGAUCAGAGUUGAGAUGGACCCUGAACGUGUGCCCACCUUGGAUGACCUACUGACAAACGACGAGAUUCUUUCUUACAUCUAUGACUCCAUCGAGGGGAAGACUGAUUCCACAGAGCAUGGAGGACAGGCGCCUCCCAGUACUGCCUCAGCGACUGCCACCACGGUGUCACUACCUGAAAGUAAUGCCACUUCUGACACUAAUGUGCAAAUGCAGUUUCCUCACCAUAAGCCUCCCCUGGUGGGGUCGGCUCCCAUCGUGCAGCUGUCCCAGCAGAUGCAGCAGCACCUCAACAUGCGACCAGGUAAAGUGGCGCAUGACUGGGUCCAGCAGAGCGACCAUUUGGCUAACACGAUAGCGAAUGGAGAGCUGUUGGGCCAAAAUCAGUCGCUCCCCAACGGACAGUGGACAGCCCAGGACAUUCUGGUCAGUGCAGGAAUACAACUGGGACACUUUAACACACAACAGACUGUUUUCAAUGGCAAGGCCUCGGAGCUGGAUGGACAGCUUCAGCAGCAGCAAACGCAUCAACACUUCCUUCAGCAGCAGCAGCAGCAGCAGCAACCCAGGAUGCAGAACCACCUCUCACAGCAGUGCCAUGCCAAACAGAAGGCAGCCAACCUCAACGGACUGUGCGGCGUCUCCAGCACGGAGCACCCAGCAGGGAAAUCCCAGUGGCAGGACUUUGGAUUCAGCGAGAGUCUGGGCAGCAACUCCUGCCUUGAUAACGGCCAAAAACCUCUGACAAACACCUCACUUGAUUCUUGCAUGGAUUUUAGCAUGCCUGAUAUUGACAAUGCGGAUUACACGAUCAGUGGAAGUGGUUUGUUUGGGCGGAGUGAACAGCAGCUCAGGGCCGAGUCCACGGUUUCAUCCUUCCAGGGGGUGAACCAUAAACGGCAGCAGGAGCAGAUCCCAGUUCCUCUGGCUCAGGUCAUCUCCAGCCUGUCGCAGUGCCCUCCCCCCAACGCCUCCCUGGAGCAGAUCCUCGGAGUGGCCAAGCCGUGCCGGCAGCUGGACCACUAUGGCAUGGUGACCUCUGAGAUCCCACAUGACCCCAGUCCCAAUAAGAUAGAGAAUGGCUGCAUCCUGAACAGUACUUACCCAGGAGGCUGCGCUCUGCCCAAUAGAAACGGAGCGGCGCCCCCUACUGUCCAGAUGCCCGUACCUGAGACCUUGUCCAGCCUCCCCGACCCGCCAGCCACCGGCUUCUACCUCUGACCAGCUGACCAGGACCAGUCAUGCAGCAGGACUCUGUGAACGGCCAGAAACACACAAUGACUGGACCAGCCUUAUACGUCUAGAUAACACAACAAACAAAGCUGAAUA